Molecule: messenger RNA, 652 nt
Organism: Leptonychotes weddellii (Weddell seal)
Lineage: Eukaryota; Metazoa; Chordata; Mammalia; Carnivora; Phocidae
Source: RefSeq, a predicted model, not a curated record
GCCGCGGCGCCGCCUGGAGAUCGUCUUCGUGUCCUCGGACCAGGACCAGCGGCAGUGGCAGGACUUCGUGCGGGACAUGCCGUGGUUGGCGCUGCCCUACAAGGAGAAGCACAGGAAGCUGAAACUUUGGAACAAAUACCGCAUCUCCAACAUUCCAUCACUAAUAUUCCUAGACGCCACCACCGGAAAGGUCGUGUGCAGGAAUGGGCUGCUGGUGAUCCGCGAUGACCCAGAAGGUUUGGAAUUCCCUUGGGGACCUAAACCCUUCAGGGAAGUCAUUGCAGGGCCCUUGCUGAGAAAUAAUGGACAGUCCCUGGAGAGCAGCAGCUUGGAGGGGUCUCACGUGGGAGUCUAUUUCUCCGCACACUGGUGCCCACCCUGCCGAAGCCUCACCCGGGUCCUGGUGGAAUCCUACCGGAAGAUCAAGGAGGCAGGCCAGAAAUUUGAGAUCAUCUUUGUUAGUGCGGACAGGUCCGAGGACUCAUUCAAACAGUACUUCAGUGAGAUGCCCUGGCUUGCCGUCCCGUAUACCGAUGAGGCCCGGCGGUCACGCCUUAACCGGCUGUACGGAAUCCAAGGUAGGCCUUCCUGACUCCAUGGGGCUCCCCGGAGACCUGCCCGUCUGGGCUCACCACAUCUUUGGCUUUUCUUU